This is a messenger RNA of Penicillium longicatenatum, 627 nucleotides long. RefSeq lists its product as uncharacterized. The record is from RefSeq and is a predicted model, not a curated record. NCBI's taxonomy places the organism in Eukaryota, Fungi, Ascomycota, Eurotiomycetes, Eurotiales, Aspergillaceae. The transcript is spliced from 2 exons. Bases 1 to 627 code for a protein of 208 amino acids.
AUGGAGCAUCAACCGUCAUCCGUCGAGUCCGAGCGGGAGAAUUCACUUUUCCUCAAGCUCGUGUACUGGCACAAGCUUUUCGAAUCCGAUGCGCCUCCACGGCUGGGUAUAGAUGUUGAAAGGCGCAUACCGUACGCUACCAUGUGUGCAUUUUUCCCCGGUUUAGCUUUGGGGUAUGUCCAUGGCAGCAAAAAGGCUGGUUUGCUGUUCCGGGCAGAGAACGCACACCGAUUCCCCACAACCUCGACUGGCUGGUUCCAGUAUCACAAGACCAAAAACUAUAUCUCCAUUGUCGGUGGUGUGAAGGAUGGGGUGAAAAUGGGAGCUAAGCUUGGUGCUGGAGCUUUGGCCUUUUCUCUAUUCGAGGAGACAGUGGACUAUGCUCGGCAUGAGGAGAGAGACUUUUUGUCGACAGUCACUGCCGGAUUAUCGUUCUCCGGUAUUUACAGUUUACUAGCUCGUCAUGACGUUUAUACUGCUGCUCGUACCGCAAAAUUCGGAUUGAAGCUGAGUUUGACCUACGGCUUACUGCAAGAUGUUCUGGAAACAGCGAAAGGGAAUCGCCCCAAAUACUUGGACUUUUUCCUUGGCAAACGGCAAUCCGACCCAGAGGAGGGUGCUAUCUGA